Molecule: messenger RNA, 1266 nt
Organism: Mirounga angustirostris (Northern elephant seal)
Lineage: Eukaryota; Metazoa; Chordata; Mammalia; Carnivora; Phocidae
Product: endoribonuclease LACTB2-like
Exons: 1
Coding region: 27-782 (251 amino acids)
Cellular component (GO): mitochondrial matrix
Molecular function (GO): single-stranded RNA binding; RNA endonuclease activity
Source: RefSeq, a predicted model, not a curated record
GUACAUUCUUCUCUAGGAGACCAAAUAUGCCUCAAAGAAGCAUUGGUAAUCCUCCCCCGCACGGGCCUAAUAACCAGUUCCGCGCUCGAGUCGACGCGCGCCGGCGGGCUGCAGAAGCAGGUAUGUCGGCUGUCCUGCAGCGCGUCGAGCGGCUGUCCAGUCGGGUGGUGCGCGUCCUGGGCUGUAACCCGGGACCCAUGACCCUGCAGGGCACCAACACCUACUUGGUAGGGAUCGGCACCAGGAGAAUCCUCAUUGACACUGGAGAACCAGCAAUUCCAGAAUAUAUCAGCUGUUUAAAGCAGGCUCUGACUGAAUUUAACGCAACAAUCCAGGAAAUCAUAGUGACUCAUUGGCACCAUGAUCAUACUGGGGGCAUAGGAGAUAUUUGUAAAAGCAUCAGUAAUGACACUGCAUAUUGCAUUAAAAAACUCCCACGGAAUCCUCCGAGAGAAGAAAUUAUAGGCGAUGGAAAGCAACAGUAUGUUUAUCUGGAAGAUGGAGAUGUGAUUAAAACUGAAGGUGCCACUCUCAGAGUUAUACAUACACCUGGCCACACUGAUGAUCAUAUCGCUCUACUUUUAGAAGAGGAGAAUGCGAUCUUUUCUGGAGAUUGCAUCCUAGGGGAAGGAACAACUAUAUUUGAAGACCUCUAUGAUUAUAUGAACUCCCUAAAAAAGCUAUUGAAAGUCAAAGCUGAUAUUAUAUAUCCAGGACAUGGCCCAGUAAUUCAUAACGCUGAAGCUAAAAUUCUAGAAUACAUUUCUCACAGAAAUAUCUGAGAACAGCAAAUUCUUACAUUGUUUCGUGAUAAUUUUGAAAAAUCAUUUACAGCAAUGGAGGUUGUAAAAAACAUUUACAAGACUAUUCCUGAGCAUUUAUAUAAAAUGGCUGAACAUAAUGUCUUGCUUCACUUGAAAAAAUUAAAAAAAGAAGGAAAAAUAUUUAGCAACACGGAUCCUGAGAAGAAAUGGAAAGCUAAUCUUUAGUUUCAGAUUAAUGAAAGCUUUUGUUGGCUUGUUUUAUUUUUAGAGAAUGGUAUGUUUUCUUAACUAUAAUUAUUUACAGGGAAUAUAGAGUAUAGAACAUUGAAAAUAAUCCUAAAUAUACUUUAAAAUAAUGUCUUAUUUCAUCUAAAAUAUAUAUUACACUUUACAUGUAUAAUAUAGGUCGCUUAUCUAAUCUGAAUGGUAUAACAUUUUACCAAAAAUUCAGAAUCCAACAGUUUAUCCAUGUUCAACAGAUUUAUGGUUACUUUAAAAAGAA